CGCCCCUCCUCUCGGCCCCGCCCCUCCCCUCGGAGCGGCUCCGGAAAUGGUCGUGCUGGGCUGCGCUGCCGCCGCCGCGUCGGGCCCCACCGCUCCCCGCACCCAACGAGACUGAAGAUAGCAAGGGGAUCCUUAUGCAGCACUACGUGAAAUGAACAAAACUCCACAGCCCUCAGGAGGAACCCCGUCUGCCCCCCACCCCUCCCCUUCUCCUGGACUUCCACAGCAAUCAGCGUUUCCUCCUGGCCAGCCGGCAUCUGUGGUUUUUAACCCAGCGCAAGCUACCCAAAUGAAUACGCCUUCCCAGCCUCGACAGUUUCCUGCAGGGCCUCGUGCUAUACAUCAGCAGCAUUUCUACCAGAGCAGGGCCCAGCCUCCGACCAGUGCUUCCCGGGUGCAGAGUAACGCGUCGGCUCGGCCUGGCCCGCCCACUCAUGUUUAUCCAGCUACUUCCCAGGUGAUGAUGAUCCCCUCGCAGAUCUCCUAUCCUGCUUCGCAAGGCGCCUACUACAUCUCUGGACAGAGCCGAUCCACAUACGUCGUUCCGACUCAACAGUACCCCGUUCAGCCAGGAGCGCCGAGUUUUUACCCUGGAGCUAGCCCGACAGAGUUUGGCACCUACGCUGGCGCAUAUUAUCCAGCCCAGGGUGUACAGCAGUUCCCUGCUGCUCAAGUCAUGCUGAACCAGCAGCCGCCAAUCCCGCCAAAACGAGAACGCAAGACGAUCCGGAUACGAGAUCCGAAUCAGGGUGGCAAGGAUAUCACGGAGGAAAUAAUGUCUGGCGCCAGAACUUCCUCCACCCCCACUCCUCCACAGGCUGGAAGCGGUCCAGAGCCCCAGGCCAAUGGAGAGACACCCCACGUAGCAGUGAUAGUCCGGCCAGGCAGAUCGUCCCAAGACCGGCUAUCAUCAUCAGUAAACCACGUUUCCUACCGCCAGACUAGCAAAUCCCGGCACCCGUCUCCCCGCCAUACACCCCUCAUCGCUGAGGCUGAUGCCGAGGCCGAGGCCGAGGCUGCGCUGCCGGCCGCUGUGACGCUGGUGCACGCAGAGAGCCCCCUUACUGUGGACACUACAGAGGAGUUGCUGGAGGAGCCUUCAGAUUAUUAUCUCCCGAGCCGUCCAGAUGCGACCACUACAGUGCCGAGGGGUCUGGUACUGCCUGGGAGGACCCGACUUUGUGACCACCAGACCUCCAAGGAGCAGCCAGCUGCUAGCCCCCUUCCCGAGCUUCCUCUCCAGCUGGCGCCAACAGAGAUGCCUGUGGACGACGAAGGAGAAGAAGAAGGAGCAGCCGCUGCCGAGUUAGUGACUCCCCAACCAGAGGCUCCUGAGCUGGAGGAGCUUCCUGUGACUCUGCCGGCCGCUCCCCCGACGCCUCCGCCUUCUCUCGAGGAGGCCCCGGAGGGCCCCUUGGAGGCGAACGGGAUGUUGGAGGAGGAACCGCAGGCAUCCGUGGCCGAGCCCCACUUGUGUCAGCCAGAUUUCGCCGAGGAGUCCCCCAUUGCCCAGCCUGAGGAGCUGCAGAUACCCAACGGGCUAGGGGUCCCGGGGAAGCAGGAAGGCGAGGAGCCCAAGGAGCAGCCCGAGUCGGACAUCAGCCCAGAUGUCCGAGCGCAGGAGGAAAUGAAAAUGGAGAGGAGCGGUGGAGGGUGGCCCACGCCCGGAUCACACACGCCCGAGGAGGAGGAGCCUGGAGCCAGAGGGAGCCCGGAGGCAGAGGAGCCAGCUGAGACUCAAGAGCCGAGCCAGCCAGCAGCCUCGCCCUCAGAGAGCACCGAGAUGACCAUGCAAGUAGCAGUAUCCGUGCCAAAGAAGAAGCGGAAGUUGAAGGACCUGAACAAGAAAGAUAACCUGGGCGACCUGCUAGAUGCGUUCAAAGAGGCCGAUGAAACCAGCUCUGAGGCAGAGAACCAGCCCCCGGUGCCAGCCCCAGAGCCCGAGGAGCCUCCCCCAGCCCGUCCCCAGGAGGAAACCGACGAGACGUGGGAAGAGAAGGAGGACAAGUUGGACCCUGAGAAGGUCAAGCAGGCGGACCAGAAGUACCGCUACAAAGAAGAGCAAUGGAAGCCCCUAAACCCGGAGGAGAAGAAAAGUUACGACCGAGAGUUCCUACUGGGCUUCCAGUACAUCUUUGCGAGCAUGCAGAAACCCGAGGGCUUGCCCCAUAUCAGCGACGUGGUUCUGGAGAAGGUGAACAAAAUGCCCCUGCGCCCCCUGGACACCGUGCGCCUGAGCAACAUGAACUGUGGACCAGACUUCACGCCCUCCUUCGCCAAUCUAGGCCGACCGGCUCAGCCCAACCGCGGCCCGCCGCCAGGGCCAGGGCAGCGCCGUUCCCAGCAGAACUUGCGCAUGAAGGAGCCACGGAAGAUUAUUGCCACCGUGUCCCGGAACGAGGACGUCAAGCUCAACAAGGCUGAGAAGGCUUGGAAGCCCACCAGCAAGCGGGCCACGGAAGCCGAGGAUCCUGAAAACAUAAAAACGCAGGACCUGUUCCGCCGCGUGCGCAGCAUCCUGAACAAGCUGACGCCCCAGAUGUUCCAGCAGUUGAUGAAGCAGGUUACAGAGCUGUCCAUUGACACCGAGGAACGCCUCAAGGGCGUCAUCGACCUCAUCUUCGAGAAGGCCAUCUCCGAGCCAAACUUCUCCGUUGCCUAUGCCAACAUGUGCCGUUGCCUUAUGGGGCUCAAAGUCCCGACUACCGACAAACCGACCGUGAUGGUCAACUUCCGCAAGGUUCUUCUGAACCGGUGCCAGAAAGAGUUUGAGAAGGACAAAGAUGACGACGAGAUUUUUGAAAAGAAGCAGAAGGAGAUGGACGACACAGCUGUGCCAGAAGAGAAGGCUCGCCUGAAGGAGGAGCUGGACGAUGCCCGGGACAAGGCCCGGCGGCGCUCUCUGGGCAACAUCAAGUUCAUCGGGGAGCUCUUCAAGCUGAAGAUGCUGACUGAGGCCAUCAUGCACGACUGUGUGAUGAAGCUGCUCAAGAACCAUGACGAGGAGUCGCUCGAGUGCCUUUGCCGGCUCCUCACCACCAUCGGCAAGGACCUGGACUUCGAAAAGGCUAAGCCCCGAAUGGAUCAGUACUUCCACCAGAUGGAGAAGAUCAUCAAGGAGAAGAAAACGUCCUCACGUAUCCGCUUCAUGCUGCAGGACGUGAUCGACCUCAGGCGGAAUAACUGGGUGCCCAGGAGAGGAGACCUCGGCCCCAAAACGAUAGACCAGAUCCACAAGGAAGCAGAGAUGGAGGAACACCGGGAGCACAUAAAAGUGCAGCAGCUCAUGUCCAAACAGGACAAGAGGAGGGGGCCUCCAGGUCCAUCGUCCUCAGACGGCGGCUGGAACACCGUCCCGAUCAGCAAAGGGAACCGGCCGAUCGACACCAGUAGGAUAACCAAGAUCACAAAGCCCGGUUCCAUCGACUCGAAUAAUCAGCUCUUUGCGCCCGGCGGGCGACUGAGCUGGGGGAAGGGCAGCAGCGGGGGAUCGGGUGCCAAGCCUGCUGAACCAGCCCCCGAUUCCAACCGACCCGCCACAAGUACCUUGAAUCGCUUCUCUGCCUUACAGCAGCCGGCUCCUGGAGAGAGCCAAGACGUUCGGCGGGUGGUGCAAAGAAGCAGCACCAGCUGCGACCGUUCCGAGAAGGGCGGCGAGCGGGGAGACCGCCUGGAGCGCGAGCGGCCGGAGCGAGGCGAUCGCCUGGAACGGCCGGAGAGACUUGACCGGUUGGACCGCAACCGGACCCCCAUCACCAAGCGCAGCUUCAGCAAGGAGAUGGACGACCGGAGUCGGGAGCGCGAGCGGCAGGGGGUCCUUGAAAGCGUGCGGAAGGUGUCCAGCAUGACAGAGGAGCGAGACCGGAGCAGGGAGACGGCGAAACGGGAGCCGGUUGCCCCCGAGGUACCUUCCAAGCCUGCCUUGUCCGAGGAAGAGCUUGAGAAGAAAGCCAAGGCUAUCACUGAGGAAUAUCUUCAUAUCAAUGACAUGAAGGAGGCGCUGCAGUGCGUGCAAGAACUGGGCUGCCCCUCCCAGCUCUACAUCUUCGUCCGGAACGGCAUCGAGUCCACCCUGGAGCGGAGCACCAUCGCCCGGGAGCACAUGGGGCUGCUGCUGUACCAGUUGGUCAAGGGGGGCAGCCUCUCCAAGGAGCAAUACUACAAAGGGCUGCACGAGAUCCUGGAUCCUGGAGUCGAUGUCCCACAUAUAUCCACAGGCUGUCCAUGGGCCUCCUGUGCCAUACUAGUGAGACUCGCCUCUUUUUGCUUUGGCAGGGAGAUCGCCAAGCCCUUGGUACCAAUUGGCAAAGCCACUACUCUGCUGCUGGAGAUUCUGGGCCUCCUUUGCAAGGGGAUGAGCCACAAGAAGGCUGGAUCGCUGUGGAGAGAAGGGGGUCUCAGCUGGAAGGAAUUCCUACCCGAAGACCAGGAUGUCAAUAAGUUCAUCACGGAGCAGAAAGUAGAGUACACGAUGGGCGACAGCUCGGACACGCCCAGCCGGAAGGAGCUGACCUCCGAAGAUCUGUGCAAGCAGCUCGACAAGCUGUUGAAAGAGAGCGCAGAUAACCAAAGAAUAUUCGAUUGGGUCGAGGCAAACUUGAGUGAACAGCAAGUUUCAUCUAACAUGUUCAUCAGGGCCCUGAUGACGUCGGUGUGCCAUUCAGCUGUUGUCUUCGAGAAUCCAUAUCGGAUGGACAGCGCCGUGAUCAAGAUCCGCGCCACAAUGCUGCAGAAAUACGUGAGCGACGAGCACAGAGAGCUGCAGGCCCUCUACGCUCUGCAGGCCCUAGUGGUGAAGCUGGACCAGCCAGCAAACCUGCUCCGCAUGUUCUUCGAUGCCUUGUAUGACGAGGACGUCAUUAAAGAGGAAGCCUUCUACAAGUGGGAGUCGAGCAAAGACCCGGCUGAGCAGCAAGGGAAAGGGGUUGCGUUGAAGUCGGUCACCGCUUUCUACACUUGGCUGCGGGAAGCCGAGGACGAAUCGGACAACAACUGAGCGCCGGCACCAGGGGAGGGCCCAGCUGAGCCUGCCCCGCUGCUCCGCCCCCCCUGUCCCCUGGAGCUUUGGACUCCCUUGGGAGAGGGGCCGCGUGGGGGAAGGGCAAGCAGGCCUGACCGCUGUCGUCCUCCCUCCCUUUUCUCCCAUUUAGGACUUUCUUCUCCUUCCUUUAAAAAAUUUUUUUUGGGGUUUUUUUUUGUUUUGUUUUAAAGGCCUGUAUUGGUUUGUGUCUGACGAUAAUAAAUUGAUGCUGAAGGAGGUAGGUGUUGCUGUGGGCGCUCCGCUCAGCCUCCCCUCCACCCCCGGGCCGACACCCCGGACACCUGGAUGAUUUUAACGAGCGGGGCCCCUCCCCCCCAACUUUUGCAGCUGCAAUGGCCCCGAAACACACGUCUCCGGAAGCGGGCUAGGGGAGGCUGCUGCUUCGCCCCCUCCUCGCCCUUCCCAGUUAUUGCUGAAAUAUAGAGAAGAGAGUAUAUAAAUAUAUAUAUAUAAAAUAUAAAUAUAGACUUAUUAAAUCUUUUGAGGUUUCGGAGGAUGGGACCGUAGCGUCCGCAAACUUCCUCUUUUUUUUCUUCCCGCGCCCCCUAAUAUCGCCCGCACUCUCGGAUCACCGCCUGGAAUCACACAAACCCCUUGAUGGAUUUUUUUUUAAAAGGAAAAAUCAUUUCAAAACAUCUACCUUGUUUGGGAGCUGCUUGAGUGUCACUGGCAGAGGGACGGGUCGGGGGGGGGGGUGAAACACCACCCGGCCUCGCCUGCCCCCCCCAUACAUGCAUCCACCCACCCACACCCACGCUUUUGGGGGCUGGUCAGGCCCGCCCGGGCCCCAACCACUCACUUCUUCCCUUCGCAGGCCACGGUUGCGCAAUCCGCCUCAUCCGUGCCGGACGGUGGAAAGGAACUGCGCUUGUAACUAGAAAACGGGGGGGAAAAGCGAAAAACGAAGAUUCAAUUACCGGUCACAUUAAUUUGUAAAUAUUUUUUUGCCUUUUUUUUUCUUUAUGGAGUAUUUAAUUGAAGAUUUGAAGGCAUCUCUUUUCACCGUAAAAAUGGAAAUAAAAAAAAGAACAUUGCUAAA
This is a messenger RNA of Sphaerodactylus townsendi, 6080 nucleotides long. It is a transcript of the gene EIF4G1, whose product is annotated as eukaryotic translation initiation factor 4 gamma 1. Gene Ontology annotation, molecular function: mRNA binding; protein binding; translation initiation factor activity. The record is from RefSeq and is a predicted model, not a curated record. NCBI's taxonomy places the organism in Eukaryota, Metazoa, Chordata, Lepidosauria, Squamata, Sphaerodactylidae. Gene Ontology annotation, cellular component: eukaryotic translation initiation factor 4F complex.